Chelonia mydas (Green sea turtle) is the source of this 2070-nucleotide messenger RNA. Its product is annotated as ubiquitin domain-containing protein TINCR-like. Gene Ontology annotation, molecular function: protein binding. Bases 1392 to 1856 code for a protein of 154 amino acids. The transcript is spliced from 2 exons. NCBI's taxonomy places the organism in Eukaryota, Metazoa, Chordata, Testudines, Cheloniidae. The record is from RefSeq and is a predicted model, not a curated record.
UGGGAGCUGCUGGAUGCUCACCAUAUCUGAAAAUCUGGCCAGUUCAUUUAGAAGUAUAACCGGGAGCCAAACUCCUUUCAGAAUUUGGCGGUGUAUAAUAAAGCAAAGUCUUUGAAGACAAAUGGCUUGCAGUACUUUGGUCAAAAGACACUAUUCCGGGUACAAAAGAAUGGCCACGGGGAAUUAAUUCACGUAAUAUGGCUGCAGGAAAUUGUGUACAAGAUAAGAUCUUGACGUGAUCUUUUUGAAAAAACACGACUUCCUCAUCUAGCUGAUCUUUGCUCUAAAGUAUUCUCUUCCACAUCUGCCACCAACUGCCCUGAUGAUCAGUCAAUUAUAAAUGACUCCUAUAGCUGAUGACGUCUUCUGUCACAGUGGUAUAUUUAGAUUUAGAAGGGGACAGUUUGUUACCACUGGUAUUUAGAUUAGAGCUGUAUGAAUAAUGGAUUUUUCAAUUUGCCAGUAAUUCGGUAAGUCAUUUUGAACUGAAAAUAUCGAAAUGUUUCCAUUUGUUUGGAUUUUUUUUUCAGUAUUUUUUUUUUUUAACUGGAAACAAUCUGGUGAAGAGAACAGGAAUUUGUGGCACCUUAGAGACUAACAAAUGUAUUUGAGCAUCUGGUGAAGCUCACACGAAUUUGCCAAAUGUUUUGAUGUCACCAAAUGUGCAUUUUUCUGCCCAAGGAAAAAAAAAAGUUUUGGCAGCAAAUUUCCCCCCUUCUCUGGUUUAGGUCUCUAGGCUGGUUGCAGUGCUCGUGCGCAUUUUUUUCUGCAGCCUUGUGAUGCUGUCGUUCCUCCCGUGCUAAGAGGACUUAGGGAGAUCAUUACUCAGAUGGAACAUCCUCCAGGAAGAGGAAGUAGUGCUGAUUAACUAGCCUGGUGAGUCUACACGGUGGCCUUAGGAGCAGGGGAUGACACACAGCCUGUGCACCUGGUGAAUGUCGUUUAUUCAAUGUACAGUGUCUCAGCUGAGAUGUAAAACAAAGAACAUUGCGGUUGUUAUAGAUUCCGUUGCACUUUUCACCCGGGAGGAGGUAUUGAUUAGCUUUGAAGUCCUGCCCAAAUUUCCGCAUGUCUAAUUACACACUCUGCCUAUCUAGUCUCCAUUGGAGGGAGUGUUUCUCUUUUCCUGAUUUAAACUGCCAUGGUGUGGUGCAAUGUGACUGUUAACCAGUUGCUGGGUUCCACCUCAGAGGCAGCUGCAUUUUAGUACUAGUGGAAGGGAUCUUAUUGAAGCUCUCCAGCUCUUUAAUGCACCCACCCAUCCAUGGUCUCUAAAUAUCAGUCUUUGGAGUGCUUUGGGAGCCUUUGCGCUUUGCAAAUAUAAUUAUAAUUCUUAUGGCAUUUGCAGGGCGGGAAAUGACUCCUACACGUAUUCCCCAGCCAGCAAGGGGAUGUGUCUGUGGAAGCCAGUCCCUGAGAUGAGCUCUUCCCUGGAAUGUGAAGCACACAGUGUAGCAGCUGGGAGGAACAGGUUUGGCAAGAGGUGUAGGGUGUUCACUGCAGGAAGCUCAUUCGGCGCCACGUCUCUGCCUUCACCAACACACCUGGAUGCCCCUCAGUGCCGCGCUGGCCAGCCUGCCAGGCCCAAGAGGAUGGAGACCCUGCGAAGGAGCCUUUCCCGCUGGAAGAGGUACCACAUCAAGGUGCACCUGGCCGAUGAGGACCUGCUGAUGCCCCUCACUGUCAAGCCCACAGACAAGGUGAUGGACCUGCGGGCUCACCUGGUGCGAGAGGGCAUCACAUCCUGGAAGAAGACUUUUUACUACAACGCCAGGCAGCUUGGGGAGGAGGAGACUGUCAAGGAGGCCAAAAUCCAGAAUGGCUCCGUCCUGCUUCUCGUCAGCCACAAGAGAUAACGCCAUGCAGCGGAGCCCAGGCAACAAGAGAUGGGGCAAGUAACGAAGGCGGAAGGGAAGCUGCUGGAAGAGCGCUUGGCCCUGAUUACUGGCUCUUGGUGAGUUCCUCGUCACGCGCAGGCUCCACAGACACUUCUGUAAUCAGCUCAGAACGUUCCAGCAGAGUGUCCAGGAAUAAUUAACUCAAAGAGAGCAACACAUAACAUUUCUUCAU